AUGCAAAAGCUCAAAUGUAAGGUGCAAAACUACGACUGGGGGAAAAUUGGAAAAGAAAGCACCGUUGCUCAAUUAGCACAUAAUGGAAAUCAUACGAGCACGGUUCAAGAAGACAAACCAUACGCAGAGUUCUGGAUGGGUGUCCACCCAAAUGGUCCAUCCGAAUGCUCAGCUGAUGGGGUUCCAUUGAGUGAGAUGAUCAAGGCGCCGAAUUCUUUGGGAGAUCAUGAAGAGGGUACUCUGCAGUUUUUAUUCAAGGUGUUGUCCGUUCGUAAAGCUUUAUCGAUUCAAACACAUCCUACAAAAGAGCAGGCCCGUCUCCUGCAUGCAACUGAUCCGAAGAACUACCCCGAUGAUAACCAUAAACCCGAAAUGGCCAUUGCGCUAACAACUUUUGAAUUGCUCUGCGGUUUUCGCCCAGCAGAAGAAAUUUAUCAUCAUAUUCGAAAGUAUCCCGAACUUCGACGUUUGCUUGGGGAACAAUGCUGUCAUAUGGAAGAUCUUUUGAAUUCCAUUCACGAGAUGCAAUUGCAGGCUUUGCAGAAGAUUUUUACAACCAUUUGGUCUUCUUCUCCCGAGACCAUUUCACAAUACGUCGGAGAGCUGGUGAAACGUCUCCAAAAUGACAAAGAGAAGAUAAACGAUGUGGAAAAAUUGAUAUUGCGUUUAAAUGGGGAUUAUCCUGGUGAUGUUGGAGUCCUCGCUCCAUUGUUGCUCAAUUAUUUCACCUUGGAACCAGGACAGGCUACAUUCCUUGGGCCAAAUAGACCGCAUGCCUAUUUAUUUGGAGACUGCGUUGAAUGCAUGUCGUGCUCGGACAACACUAUUCGAGCGGGCCUCACUCCAAAGUUUAAGGACAUCUCUACUUUGUGCAAAAAUAUGGAUUAUACAAUGGGACCACCUCCAAUUAUGGAAAUUAAACGUGAAAGUGAACAUUUGGUGCUUUACGCUCCAAAUACUCCGGAAUUUGCUGUUCAACAAAUUACGGCAAAUCAAACGAUAGUUUUGCCAGACUCUUCAUCGAUUUUAAUUGUUACAUCAGGAUCGGCUACUAUCAGCGGGGAUGUUCAAAAGAUCUCACUCGAAAAAGGAAGUGUCAUUUUCAUUCCCAAACAUACCCAAUCCUUUUCGAUAGAAGGAUCAACCGCAGAUUUCUGUGCCUAUCAAGCGUUUAUGCCAAAACCC
Mesorhabditis belari is the source of this 1185-nucleotide messenger RNA. Lineage: Eukaryota; Metazoa; Nematoda; Chromadorea; Rhabditida; Rhabditidae. The record is from the annotation of a GenBank genome assembly.